This is a messenger RNA of Paraglomus brasilianum, 1359 nucleotides long. Lineage: Eukaryota; Fungi; Glomeromycota; Glomeromycetes; Paraglomerales; Paraglomeraceae. The record is from the annotation of a GenBank genome assembly.
AUGGAUUCUUUAAUACUUGACUCAUCCAACAGCACGUCCAUUGACGAAACAACUUUACAAUUAACGCCCAUUCAUGACAAUACCCAUUCAUUACCUGAAGAUGAUCUUGAUCUUGAAUUCGAGACGUACAUGCUAUUGCGAGCCACUGCCGAAGAAAUAAUUCCAAUAGCGUCUCCAAGUAAGGUGUCUUAUAUCGAAAACAGGAAAAACAUCCACGCAACGUAUUUCCAAAAAAGCGAACGUAUUCGAACUCGCAAUAAGCUCAAUCGAGCCAAAGUAUUUACAUCAGAGCAAUUACGUUCUUUGAAAUGUUAUGCACGUAAAGAAGAACAAAAGCGAGCUGUCCUCGACACAAAAGAGGAUAGUGAUGAUGACCUUGUUGUUGACUACAGCGAACCACCAAAGAUAUCGACUACGUUGUUAGCAAGCAAACCCUUUUCAAAAAAGGCCGUAUAUUCCGACAAAGAAUUUUGGGAAGAGUUACGACAGAGAACUGCGUUAAAAACCCUACAAGAAGUACAAGAGCGACAGAUGAAGAGACUGGCUUCAGCCUCACUUAGGGAGACAAUUGAGAAGGAGAUGAGAAUGGCAUCAGCAAAUAAUUUAAAUCAGACGAACAAUGAUGAGAUUAUCUCUGACUCGGAUGAGGACUAUGUUGAAACAAUUUACAGUGAUGAUGAAGACGACGCGGUCGGGCAUGACCGCUCAAUUACUGAACAAGAUUCCGAUAACAACCUUGAAUUUUCGAUAAAUUCACCCAAGAUCCAUGCUGUCCAUGAACAAGUUCGACCUCAUUCCGAAUAUGUGGAUGUCGAAGCCGUUGUGAGUGAAGACGAAUUCUUUGAUGCUGGUGGUUCAGACAAGGAAUAUGACUUUGGUGAAGAUGAGAACAUGAAUGAGUUUAUAGUAAGAACAAAGGGUAAGCGAGGUAAUGCAUCGAAAGCGAGGGCAUACUGGGGACAAAUCGAACUGGAAGAAGACGUUCAACAGAUCAAUAAAUUGCAUAUGGAUAUCAAAUCUGGCGCAUUAAGGAAGCGGCGAAGGGAUGAAGAUAAUCUUGGUGACUUGUUUAGUAGUGAUGAUGACAGUGUAUACGGACGGCGCGGUCGUCGUAGGCAUCGUCAUUCAGACUCGGACAGCGAGGAGAGCUAUCAUGUCCAAUCUGCUUCGGAAGACGAUCAAAGUGUAUCACAAACUGAUAGGGCUACUAUGGAUCCCGACCUUGACCUUGAUUACGGACAUUCGGAUGUUGAAAUAGAAGCAAGUAAAUCGCACUCACAAUCAGCGAAUAUUAUGACUAGUGACGAGAUUCUUGAAUUAGUUAAUGAGUCUUACGUUGAGUAUUGCGAAGUUGAUUAA